Parastagonospora nodorum SN15 is the source of this 2136-nucleotide messenger RNA. RefSeq lists its product as hypothetical. Gene Ontology annotation, biological process: carbohydrate transport; transmembrane transport. Gene Ontology annotation, cellular component: membrane. NCBI's taxonomy places the organism in Eukaryota, Fungi, Ascomycota, Dothideomycetes, Pleosporales, Phaeosphaeriaceae. The record is from RefSeq and is a predicted model, not a curated record. The coding region runs from base 1 to 2136 and encodes 711 amino acids. Gene Ontology annotation, molecular function: carbohydrate:proton symporter activity. The transcript is spliced from 6 exons.
AUGUGUACCCCGAUCGGAACAUGCUUCCCGCUGCGGAGACCGGCCAACAUCCCCCUCCAUACCCUAUCCUCGUCAGCACGGCCGCGCGAGCGAGAUUCCGCUUAUCUGCUCGACGAACAAGAUAAGGACAGCGCACGCUCGUCCUUCGACACCCCGUCUUCAGAGUCCGACCUCUCGCUCUGGAGCGACACCGGUGACCUCGUCGACCAGCUCGCCGACCAAGAGGACCCUCUCCGCAUCCGACUGCGCGAUUCUCUUGAAGAAGGCCACCUCCCCAAGCAUCGACGCCAGCAAAAGCGGGCCCGCUUCCAGUCACAGGACGGCCUGAACGAGAAGGGACCCGGAUCCAUCAGGAAGGAGGACAUUGACAUACCUGACCCGGGACCACGAACCAUCUCCAAAGCUGAGCAGAUACUCGCUGCCAUCAUGGCGCCCAACGACAGGCCCUCCCGUAUCCACGGGCUGCACGGGAAGAAGCUAGUUGGCAGCUACUUCACAAGUAUAUUCGUAUCACUUGGUGUUUUCCUGUUUGGUUACGACCAGGGAGUCAUGUCCGGAAUCAUCACGGGAGUCUACUUCAAGGACUACUUCAACCAGCCCACCGCUGCCGAGCUAGGUACCAUGGUCGCGAUCCUCGAGGUCGGAGCCUUCAUCUCCUCACUGGUGGUAGGCAGGAUAGGAGACAUGAUCGGAAGACGCAGGACCAUUCUCUACGGCUCCCUCAUCUUCAUCGUCGGCGGUGCUCUCCAGACAUUUGCAAAUGGAAUGCCCAUGAUGAUGCUGGGUAGGAUCAUUGCUGGUCUUGGUGUGGGAGCUUUGUCGACCAUUGUACCAGUCUACCAGUCUGAAAUCUCGCCGCCCCACAAUCGAGGAAGAAUGGGAUGCAUUGAGUUCACCGGUAACAUUGCCGGAUACGCCGCGAGCGUUUGGGUCGAUUACGCUUGCACAUAUAUCAAGGGACACUGGUCCUGGCGAGUCCCGUUGUUCAUGCAAAUCAUCAUGGGAAGUCUUUUGGCUGCUGGAAGCUUGCUCAUCUGCGAGUCCCCACGAUGGCUCCUGGACAACGACCACGACGAAGAGGGAAUUGUAGUCAUCGCUAAUUUGUAUGGCAAGGGCGAUAUCCACAACCCAAAAGCUCGUGAAGAGUACCGUGAAAUCAAGAUGAACGUGCUUCUAGGACGACAAGAAGGUGAACGAUCGUAUGCCGACAUGUUUAAGCGCUACUCUAAGCGCGUGUUCAUCGCCAUGUCUGCACAAGCCCUCGCGCAACUUAACGGAAUCAACGUCAUCUCGUACUAUGCGCCUCUUGUCUUCGAAGAAGCUGGCUGGAUGGGUCGUCAAGCCAUUCUUAUGACUGGAAUCAACGCCAUCACAUACCUUCUGUCGACUAUUCCACCUUGGUACAUUGUCGAUACGCUAGGUCGUCGUAAGAUUCUUCUAUCUGGAGCGCUCAUGAUGGUCGUCUCAUUGACUGCCAUCUCUUACUUCCAAUUUUUGCAAGCGAGCUGGACACCAAACAUGGUCGUUAUUUUUGUUAUGAUCUACAACGCCGCGUUUGGAUAUUCAUGGGGGCCCAUCCCAUGGCUGUACCCACCAGAGAUCCUGCCACUCAGUAUUCGUGCCAAGGGUGCUAGUCUGAGUACUGCUACCAACUGGGCUUUCAACUGGCUUGUAGGUGAGAUGACACCGAUUCUGCAGGAGCGUAUCCAGUGGCGUCUGUAUCUCAUUCACGCUUUCUUCUGCGCCGCUAGUUUUGUUAUUGUCUACUUCAUCUACCCGGAAACCGCAAACGUGCGCCUUGAGGAUAUGAACUCCUUGUUCGGAGAUGCCACCUCCGUUAUGCCAACGCCGAGGACCCUCGCGGAAGCGGAAUCUCUCUUCAGUGGCCACGGCCGUGGCUCUCCAGUUCCAUCUCUCGACAUUCGAAGCAACCGGGCAGCGGACCAGGCUAUCCCAGGGCUCAACAUUGAACCGCCUGAGCUUGAAGACGGAGGUCGGGCCAUGUCUACGAAGGCUGAUGGCGAAGGUGAAGGUAUUGGUGGCUGGAUCUCCAACAUGGUCAAGAGAACGAAGGGCAACGGAGAGGGUGAUAGCUCAAGUGGAAAGUACAAGCGGGUGGGACAAGACGAGAACUAA